Molecule: messenger RNA, 837 nt
Organism: Lathyrus oleraceus (garden pea)
Lineage: Eukaryota; Viridiplantae; Streptophyta; Magnoliopsida; Fabales; Fabaceae
Exons: 7
Coding region: 164-625 (153 amino acids)
Source: RefSeq, a predicted model, not a curated record
AAAGAAUGAAAUUAAAACAAACAAGUCAAGUAUUAAAAAAAUAAAAAGCACAAAAAUUAUUUAGAGUAUUCCAUAUCAAACAAUCUCUCUGAAUACUGACACAAGAGAAACUAGCAACCGACUCCACCAAGUAUAUCAACAGAGUUGAGUAAUACCAUAAUUCAUGGCGACAGAUCCAAACUUGAAUGUUAAGACUUCGCUAGAAAUGGAUCAGGAUGAUGAAGUACUCGACGUUGAUCCAAUAUCUUGGUAUUUCGACCCUAAUAACAAUAAUGAUAAUAUUACUGGUGAUUUGGUCUCAACCAUUACUGAAAGAAAUAAGAUUGUAAGACCAUCUUCUUCAUCAACAAGAAAGCCAAGAAGCCACAAAAAACUACCUGCUGAAUGGAUUGAUAAUUGGGAAGUUACAGAGAUACCGCGAAAAGAUGGAAUUAAAGUUGAUAAGUCCUUUCGUCACAAAAUAAAAGGUUUUACCGUUCGUUCCAUAGAAGCAGUUAACAACUAUGAAAAGUAUGGAGAACUUCCCGAACGCAAAAGCAAAAAAAAAUUGCUUGCGAAGAAAGGGAGAGAAGCACCAAUGACUAAUGAAAAAUUUCAGGAGAUUCUUGCGGAGGAUAAAAAAUAAAAUGCAGAAAAUAAGUGAAUUUGUGUUGAAGAGUUCUCUCCAAAAGUUUACUACAUCUUAUCUCACUGAUUUGAUUAGCAACAAAUAAAUAUGAGAAAGACAAGUUAAUAUCAUAAAUUUAUUUAUGAAUAUUUAUAUAUUAUCAAAAGUAACAAAAUGACAUGUGAUUUCGGUAAUGUACUUUAAUUUCGAUAAACCUCUUUUGAUUAAGG